Bursaphelenchus xylophilus (pine wood nematode) is the source of this 1017-nucleotide messenger RNA. Lineage: Eukaryota; Metazoa; Nematoda; Chromadorea; Rhabditida; Aphelenchoididae. The record is from the annotation of a GenBank genome assembly.
AUGUCCAGUUCAUUACUACAGAAGACUCUUAAACUGGACGAGGAUGGUGAGAUUUUUUAUACUUUUUGACCUGCUUGUACGAUUUAGGAGAAUCAUGGCUCUUUUGUUUUCAGAAAACAAUCUCAGGUUCAAGUUGAAUUCCCGACAAAAGCGUCAUAAUGUUGUCGAGCAAGAAAAGGAGAUGCUGAAGGCUAAUGGUGAUCUUUACACGUUGGAUUUGGAUAGCGGUGAGCUGAAGAAAAAAUCCAUCAAAGGCAGAAUAUCCGCUAGGAAGAUUAAGGACGAGAAAAUGAGUGUUGCCCUUGCAAAACAGGUGGGAGCUUUUAUUUUUUCUUGGGUUCUGAUUUUAGGAGCGCUGAGGGUUGUUUUGAAGAGUCUGGAAUUGAUUUGUGAAGGUUUACAUUACACUUGAUACCAAAUCCAAAAAUUUUCGAUAUUUUUGUUAGUUGUAUGGAUAAAACUGAUGUUUUUGGCCUUGAUUAGAAAGUUUACAGUAGGAGACAACUAUUUCAUAGCAUUUUCUUGGUAUUUAUCUACUUUUUUGACUCGAAUAACGUGUUUUUAUUUAGUGAAGUCCUAUCUAGUGAAAUAAAUUCUUGCCGACUUGUCUGACGAUUUUAUUUCAGGGCUUUUCUUUGGUCGACCAAUACAGAAGGAACAAGCCGAAGGACAUUGAGGCCCGGAAUCGAAGGUAUCUCGAAUUCGUUGAACAAGCGCAGAUCAACGAUGGGAUUCUGAGUCGGAUCACAGAAAAAGAGAGAAUCCAAAGUCUAGAGAAGAAAGCCAGAAUUGAGAAGCGAAAAGAUUUGAGGAGUAAGUUGUACGAUAACCUUUUUAUAAGUUUCUUGAAUUUUAGAAGUAAUUUUACCUAAAAAUUAUAUUAUUUUAGGUAUUGUGAGACGUGAUCGAGUGAAAAAAUCCAAGCAAGAUAGCAAAUCGAUCUUUUCGGAUGCCGACUUCGAUCAACUUGGUGGGUCUGCAGGUAGUCUUCUCGACAAUUUUAAACGAAUCAAAUAA